Molecule: messenger RNA, 2525 nt
Organism: Trichomycterus rosablanca
Lineage: Eukaryota; Metazoa; Chordata; Actinopteri; Siluriformes; Trichomycteridae
Gene: tlr1
Product: toll-like receptor 1
Exons: 1
Coding region: 1-2421 (806 amino acids)
Biological process (GO): toll-like receptor signaling pathway; inflammatory response; immune response
Cellular component (GO): plasma membrane
Molecular function (GO): protein binding; transmembrane signaling receptor activity
Source: RefSeq, a predicted model, not a curated record
AUGAUGAAGGCACAAGUGCUCCCCUGGUGGUUGGUUCUGGUAUUCUUUGGCACGGCACCUACCGCAUCGUUCGGUAUGGAGACGGUCGUUCUCGACUACUCCUCCAGAAACCUCUCUGCCGUUCCCUCCGAUUUACCCUCGUCUGCUCAACGCCUGGACCUUUCUCAGAACCUAAUCCAGACCCUGAAGGGAGAAGACUUCCACGCCACACCGAACCUCAGAUUCCUGAACCUUUCCUGGAACCUGAUCGAGGAAAUACAGCCAGACACGUUCACCUCCACGCCGGUCCUGGCCACGCUGGAUCUGUCCCACAACAGACUCCGAAAUCUGUCGGGUCAGGAGUACCUGCGACCAGCACGGAGCCUGGAGUACCUGGACCUGUCAUCCAACCUGUUCAUGGUCAUGGAACUAGGAAGUGAGUUCUCCACACUCUCAAACCUCAGGUGGCUCGGUUUGGGUGCCGACGCCAUCCGGAACGACGACUUUGCUAGCAUUGCAGACCUCCAGCUCCAGACUCUCUACGUUCAGGCGCAGAAUUUAAAGGUCUACGAGAACGGAAGCCUCACAGGAGUCAGGGCGGAGAAGAUCGUUGUUGUGAUGUCGAGCAGCAGCCUCGAUUUCCCAAUAAUCGUUGAUGCUUUAACGUCAUUUAAAGAAGUAGAGCUCAGUGGGCUGACCAACCCUGAAGACUUUUUGGGAAAGCUACUGCAACGCCAAGCAUCGAUCCAGACCCUCAAUCUACAUUUAUCUUCCAUUUGGAGCACCUGGAAUCAAAUAGUUCUCCUUGUCAACAGCGCCUUAAUGUCUCCAAUCCGACACCUUACCCUGACUAAUCUGACCCUUCAUCAAAUCAUUUCUUUACAAAGCGUCGUCCAGAACUUCUCCCUGGACUCCUUCAGCAUCAGACAGUCAUCAGUGACCGUGUUCAUCUUCCGUCAGGAGCUCCUGUACAACUUCCUCAUCAACAUGAGGGUAACGAACGCAACAUUCGCCGAGUCCCCGAUCAUCCACAUGACCUGCCCGGCGUCCGAAAGCAUCAUACAGACGCUCGACCUGUCCAACUGCGUCCUGACCGAAAGGGUCUUCUCCAAAGGUCCGAACGAGGAGUGUAACACUCUGACCAAUCUGACGACGCUGGUCUUGAAAGGCAACAACCUCAAACAUUUGAUGCCUCUGACCUCCAGGGUUCGACUCAUGAGCUCCCUAAGAUGUCUAGACUUGAGCCACAACUCGCUGACCUACAGGGAGGACCAGGGCCGGUGCACGUGGCCGAGGAUCACCCAUCUCGAUUUGUCUUCAAACAGCUUCGACCAGACGGUGUUCAAGUGCCUGCCGGAAGCCGCCGUCAACCUCAACCUGCAGAACAACCAGAUCAGCGCGAUUCCUGCCAACGUUUCGGGUCUGGACUCUCUCCGAGUUCUGGAUCUAACGUCAAAUCGUUUGCUGGAUCUUCCAGACUGCCUGGGGUUCCCCAAACUGCAAAGGCUCGUGGUACGAGGGAACUCCCUCCAUUCGCCUUCGACAGAUUCUCUCCAGACGUGUCCGGACCUGAAGGUUCUGGAUAUCAGCAAGAACCCCUUCAUCUGCACCUGCCCCUUGAGAGAAUUCACCACCCUGAUCGAAGUCGAUGGGACGCUGGUUGGCACAACGGCGUGGAAGAACCACAGAAUAACCAUGGACCACUGGCCGAACGGGUAUCGCUGCAGUUACCCAGAGAGCUGGAGGAACACCAGGCUUCAGAACUUCACUUUACCAGCGAUCGCCUGCAGUGCGGAACUACUAGCAGUCACCAUUUUGGUUCCAGCUCUAGUUUUGAUCGUUUCUCUGGCUAUUUUAUGCCACCGCUUGGAUCUCCCAUGGUACCUGGGAAUGAUUUGGAAAUGGACUCGCGCAAAGCACCGUUCACGGAACCGAUCGGAGGAGCUUCAGGGCGUCUGCUUCCACGCCUUCAUCUCCUACAGCCAAAGGAACGUCGACUGGGUCAAAGGCCAACUCCUGCCCAAACUGGAGGGUGACGAUUCGGUUUCCACCCACAGCCGGCUCAGAGUGUGCCACCACGAGCGAGAUUUCCUCCCGGGCAAGCCCAUCGUCCAGAACAUCCUCCGCUGCGUGGAGCGCAGUAGAUGCUGCGUCUUCGUUCUGUCGUCCCACUUCAUCCAGAGCGAGUGGUGCCACUACGAGCUGUACUUCGCCAACCACCAGAUGCUGACGCAGGGUCUGGACAACAUCAUCCUCAUCCUGCUGGAGCCUCUGCCGUCGUAUCUCAUUCCCUCCAAGUACAACCAGCUGAAGACCAUCAUGGCCAGGCGCACCUACCUGGAGUGGCCACAGGACGGCGCCAAACAGAGGAUGUUCUGGGCGAAUCUCCGGGCGGCGCUGCAGGCGGAUCUGACGAACGCCAUCGAGCGAGAGGCGGAUUGAUGGAACCAACAGAAUGACGGAUUUAUAUGGCCAAAAGUAUUUGGACGCCCUGUUUCAAAAACAAAAACUAUUAAAAUAGAGAGACCUCAAUGUAAUCAUUAUAG